AUGCGCACCUUUGGAGCGACCUCGUGGCGGCCUUUUCGCACGUUUGCUACGGACCGGAAGUCCAGCCUUGGGCGAACGCUGAGUUUAGAUCAAUUCAUCCAAAGAACACGGGUCCUAUCGUUCUACCGGCACAUAAUUCGAGGAACACGCCGGAUAUCAGAUCCCAAAACCCGGGCUGAAACUCGCAAGUUUGCAAGAGACGAAUUUGAGAGGCACCGCGGUGUUACAGACCCUGCCCAUAUUCGCUAUCUCUUAUCAACAGGCAAGACGGAGUGGGAUACCAUGGAGAGGUAUAUUGACGGCUUAUAA
Molecule: messenger RNA, 309 nt
Organism: Dichotomopilus funicola
Lineage: Eukaryota; Fungi; Ascomycota; Sordariomycetes; Sordariales; Chaetomiaceae
Exons: 3
Coding region: 1-309 (102 amino acids)
Cellular component (GO): mitochondrion
Source: RefSeq, a predicted model, not a curated record